This is a messenger RNA of Scheffersomyces amazonensis, 1084 nucleotides long. RefSeq lists its product as uncharacterized. The coding region runs from base 124 to 1056 and encodes 310 amino acids. NCBI's taxonomy places the organism in Eukaryota, Fungi, Ascomycota, Pichiomycetes, Serinales, Debaryomycetaceae. The transcript has a single exon. The record is from RefSeq and is a predicted model, not a curated record.
CGCAGACCGGAUUUGAGUAUUUCUAUAAAACUUCACAAAAUCCGACCACAAACAAUAAUAAAAUCAUAAGUACCAUAACAACGCAUAAACCUCCAUAUUGCAGCCAUUAACUUCACUACCAACAUGAAUGUGGUGGUACUGAACUCAUCGUCACUCCAGAACUCAUUCAUAUCCACUAUCGACCAUCUUCCUUGUGAUGUCAUACGAUCGUUAUGGCUAGUACAAUCAUGUAAUAUACAAAUAAACAAACGGAAGAUGAGACUAGAUCAAUUACUUGAGCAAUUGCAAACCAUCCCAAUAGAGGCCAAAGAUCUUCAACGAACAUUGGUGAAUCACAUGAUACAAUUGAAGUUUGAAAUAAAUCGAUUUACAGUUGAAUCCAUUAGUGAAAUACAAGCCCUCAAUAAUCAACUAAUAACUCAUAAGAUCGUGCUUACUGAUGAACUCCAACAACUACAACAAUUAUAUGAAUCUCGAUCUAACCAAAUCCGAGAUAACCACGAAGAUCUAGAGAAUUUGAGAAAGCAACUUGAUCAACAUUACAGACAACAUCCGUUGAUCUCUCAGCAAGAAGCAUUAAAGGAACAGGCUAGACUCAUUAAAGAGGCUGCCAAGAGGAAGAAAACCCCCUCAGCUCCAUCUGGAUUAAAAAUACUACUCAAAAUACCUUCGAAGAUACAAAAGCCCACCAAGCCAGAUAACAAAAGAUCGAAUAAUGUUAAGACUGUCAAGCAGAAGACUCAUCAAAAACCUGUAGUAAUAGAAGAGAUAGCUGAAGAAUUACCCUUAGUAGAAGAGGAAGAAGAGCCACAAUCAUACUGUUUCUGUAAGCAGGGGUCAUUUGGUGAGAUGAUAGCAUGUGAUAACGAGGAAUCAUGUCCAAAUGGUGAAUGGUUUCAUUAUAAAUGUGUAGGAUUAUUGAAUAGAGUAGAUGCACUAAAAUACUCUACUGGGAAACUUAAAUGGUUCUGUUCUGAUCAUUGUCGCCAGAUAGUUGAAGCUAAGGAUGCAGUGAUAGCUGAAAGAAAGAAGAAAAAGAAAAGAAGAAGAUGGUAGGGCCCGAAUUUAUAAAAGGAUAUUUCUA